Messenger RNA from Elaeis guineensis (African oil palm), 1336 nucleotides. RefSeq lists its product as uncharacterized. Lineage: Eukaryota; Viridiplantae; Streptophyta; Magnoliopsida; Arecales; Arecaceae. The record is from RefSeq and is a predicted model, not a curated record. Gene Ontology annotation, biological process: guard cell differentiation; stomatal complex development.
CUAUAAAAGCCAAAUCGCCUACUAUUAAAUCCAAGAAUUGAUGUUUUUAUUAAGUAUCUAGUGGUGCAUGCGACAAGGAAAGACAAUGGCAAGCAUUGAAGCCACCAUCAACUGAGCUUCAUUUAAGCCAAGACCUGAACUCUCACCCUAUCCCCACCUCAUUUAACUCCCCCUAUCUGAGCUCUCCUAUGUGAUUCAACCUAAAAGUUUCAUACACGUGAACCUGCCUCUGCACACCCCCCUCCCCUCCCUCUCUCAUGACUCCUAUUCAAACUCCAUUCAAAUGAUAGCAAUAACUGCCCUCUCCCUCCUCAUGACUCCAGUCAUCAGAGACCAGCUCUUGAAGACAGUCCCUUUCAAAUGACACCCAUAAAUGAAGGCCCUGCCAUUUUAUCAAUAUCAAUGGCAACAUCCAUUUCUCUUCCUCCUCACCAUCUCUAUAACUUUUAUUGGUUUAAUUUCACAAGAAUUCAUGUGAAUCUUCCGAGCAAUGCUCGUGGAUCAUGUGAAGCACAUAAAAGAUCCUCCGCGCCGUUCAUUUAUGAUGCACCUUGCUCCAACCUUAAUAUAUAUGAUCAAACCCCACCGUCCCUCACUCCCAUGUUCUUGCCCUUCUUUUUAAAUGGUUUCGCUUUGCCACCUCCUCCCUCCCUUUAUGAAUGCUAUUCCACUGGAUAGGCCAACACUUUGGACUGUAGGACUUGGGUGGCCAGGACUAAUGAGGAAGUGCACCCACACUAGAGUGUGGGCUACGUUCCUUCUAACCUUUCUUUUGUUGGUUUCUGCCAUGGGUGAAAGUCUUGGAUUGGCCCCAGAUGCUGAAACAAGCUCAAAUGGUCGAAGAAUCUUGAGGGAACAUAAGAAUCAGAUGAUGCCCCAGAAGCAGGUCGACAACAAUCACCUGAAGGGACUCUUUGCAACUGGUUCGAGCUUGCCUGAUUGUUCGCAUGCAUGUGGGCCAUGCUUUCCAUGCAAAAGGGUUAUGGUGAGCUUCAAAUGCUCAAUCGCUGAGUCAUGCCCGAUUGUCUACCGAUGCAUGUGCAAUGGAAAAUACUAUCAUGUGCCUUCCAAUUGAUAUGCAUGUUAUAUUACAUGCAUUAGGACUGCAAUUCAGAAGGAAUCCAUGAGUUAUCUUUUCUUUUUUUUUUUUUCCUAAAAAAAAGAAUCUCUUCUCUACUACUAUGUUGGAGGAUUAGGAUAGAACUGAUGAAGGUAGAGAAGUGUAAUAGGGGGAUCUUGUAAAUGAUGAGCUUGUGAAAUUGGUAAUGGUGUAGUUGGUGCUUUGAUUUUUGAGAUAUUGAAGUUUUUCCCCUUUAAUAUAAUGCUUGUUUUAGAA